Lethenteron reissneri (Far Eastern brook lamprey) is the source of this 1342-nucleotide messenger RNA. RefSeq lists its product as uncharacterized. The record is from RefSeq and is a predicted model, not a curated record. Lineage: Eukaryota; Metazoa; Chordata; Hyperoartia; Petromyzontiformes; Petromyzontidae. Gene Ontology annotation, biological process: regulation of transcription by RNA polymerase II; cell fate commitment. Gene Ontology annotation, molecular function: RNA polymerase II cis-regulatory region sequence-specific DNA binding; DNA-binding transcription factor activity, RNA polymerase II-specific. Gene Ontology annotation, cellular component: nucleus.
CGCGCGCCGCGGGUCACGUGACUCCCCGCGCCGCCGCCGCCGCGCGCCGUUAGGGGCGCCGCUCACACCGCGAAUUCAGCUCCCGCGAAAAACGCCGAUCAACAAACAACAACAACAAACAACAACAACAACCAGGAGACAGAGAGAGAGACUGAGGGAGACAGCGAGCGAGCGUCUCCUCACAGCGCAAGGCGAGCGGGCGCGCGAGGGGAGCGAGUUUGAGUUGAAGCCUGCGGUAGGCCUCGCGUUGUGGCUUCGCGUCUUCCCACCGUAGCGACAACGCGCAGUUCACGCGUCUCUUGUUAUUAUCGCCACUUCUACUGCUGCUACUACUGCUGCUACUGCUGCUGCUACUGCUGCUACUGCUGCUACUGCUGCUGCUAACGAGCAAGACUCGUUGGGGUGGGGGGGGGGUCAUCGUCGUGGUGCUGCUGCUGCACGAAGCGUCGUGAGGGGAGAGCAUCGCGAGACUGGCGUGAUGUCGGUGCCGGCUCUGGACGUGGUGAUGGUGGAGGUCUCCGUUGACUCUCCACUUGGGGAAGCCGGUGAGGGAGAUGAUGCCAGCGCAGAGGAUAGCGGUGGAGAUUCGAGGGACGACGCCGACCCCGACUCGAAGGAUCGUCUGCGUGCCUCCCUCCUCCCUCCUCACCACCACGGCGGUCACCGCGGCGACCGCGGUGGUGACCACCACCACACCGGUGACUCCGGCAGCGGAGACAUCAACGAGGGGGAGGAGGAGGAUGUGGGGGAGGAGGAGGGAGCCAGCCACGACCCGGCGUCGAACCCUCGCGACGCGCAACACAGAGCCCUGAGCACGUGCGGCGGUGGUGGUGGUGGCGGUGGUGGCGGUGGUGGCGGUGGUGGCGGUGGUGGCGGUGGUGGCGGUGGUGGUGGUGGUGGCGGUGGUGGCGGUGGUGGCGGUGGACCGGGCAUCAAAACAGAGCACCACGACCACGACUCCGACCCCACGUUCAUUGACAGCCUGACUGCGGGCGACUGGAGGGAGCGGAUUCUUGGUCUCGACGGCGACAUCGUCGGUGACGUGAAAGGCACCCCCGAGGCGCUGCUGCAGAAGGAGCGCCGCCUGCUGGCGAUGAUCGCGCAGCUCACGAGUCUGCGGGAGCAGCUGCUGGCGGCUCACGACGAGCAGAAGAAGCUCGCCGCCUCGCAGAUGGAGAAGCAGCGGCAGCAGAUGGAGCUCGCUCGCCAGCAGCAGGAGCAGUCUCCCACGCGAGGCCUGCUGCCCCCGGCAGGUCCGCCCCCCCUCUCCCUCAUGGUCUCCUUCCCGGGCCUCCCCCCGACAGCGGAGGGGACACGGUUGGGGGAGCGUUCGGCACCCUGA